Messenger RNA from Orbicella faveolata, 3021 nucleotides. RefSeq lists its product as uncharacterized. The record is from RefSeq and is a predicted model, not a curated record. Lineage: Eukaryota; Metazoa; Cnidaria; Anthozoa; Scleractinia; Merulinidae.
AUAAAUACGUAUAGCUUGUGUGUUUACGUUGCUAUCGAUUCCCGAAACUGCAUCAAGCUGGAAUGCUUUAUAGACAAGCGAGCCGAGCUGCUUAGAGUAAUUUGGAGUCGGCUGAAAAACAUUUGAGGAUGAUCAGUUUAAGUGGAUCGUGCCGUUUGUAACAUGGAAAUGGUUUAAGUUAAUCUUCACGCAACCAUAGUGAACAUGAUAAUGUUCUGAAUAUGUUGAUGUACAGAUCCAUUAGAGCAAAACAAUUCAAGACAAAAGAGGUAAAUUGAAAGAAGCGAAGCAAUUAGCUCAUUUUAUUACAUCAGUAUGAGUCAGUCCACAGUGCUAAAACACUCAAGUUCGAAGAACACUUGAUUGGUCUUUGAUUAGUAUCACUGAUACAAUCUAAACAUUUCAAGGAGUUCAAAACUGUAUCACGAACAUUCAGUCCUAUGAAGAAUCAUCGACGCAAGCGGAGAAAGAAAGGCAAGGCCUUGCAAGCACAUGCGAAAGAAACCUUAUCCGAAGCCACCGAAAUUAAUCCGCUGAAAGAGGAGGUCAGAGAAAUGAAACCAAGCAACCUGCAAUUCAAUUUCGUGUGUGCGGAUCAUUACAGUUUAUACGAGAGAACUUCGGUAAGAGAAGAGACGAGGAAAGAAGGUGCAAAUUCUGAGCUUGUGUUGGGGAACGGAAGAGAAGAAACAAAGCGAGUGCUGAAAGGUGAACCAAAAUCUGCUUUACCGCCACUGAAAGAAAGAACACAAAGAAGGAAGCAGUUGACCUUUGUGGGAAACGGACGUGCUUGUGAGCACUCGAUACUCGAGGAAGGCAGAAAUGUGGCAGAAAAUAGUCAAAAUAUUGCUCCAACCUGCUCUGAGAGUCAAAAGAAAUUAGCAAGUCUAUCGUUUGUAGGGAUCUAUGAUUUAGAUGACAUGGGUAAAACCGAAACGAAUAAGAAAGAUAAACUAAAUAGCAUUUUGAAAUCAGGCAAGCAAGGAGAUGGAAUAAGUUUUGAAGAAAUUGCCGAAGGAGUAGAGGAACCCUCCGAAAGCACAAAACGUUACGUUAUUCAAACGUUAACUCUUGAGGGACAAAGUCCCUUAAGUAGAACAACUUUAUUUCAAGAUAAAUUGCUACUUCCUGGUAUCAAGGAAAAGGCUCUAUCGACACGUCCACAUAAAAUCUUCCAUGACGAAUAUAAAACGUCUAAAAGACGGCAAAGACGGCACAGGGAAAGCGAGAACAGGCUUCCCAACAUAGUUCAAAGUGUUAACAGAACUCCCAGGAUUAGCCCCAGAAGCUACAGAGGAAAAUUACGAGCGCGUGAUAAUUCUUUUGAACAAGUUUAUUUCGAGAGGAAUCUUCCCCGCCUGCCGCUCAUAGUGAACGGGAGAAUGUCACAUUCGUGAUUAUCACCUAAACAUGUACACCGAAGUAUGGCCAAGUAUGUUUUGUUAGUCUUUUAUCUCCAAUUUCUCUUCCGUAAACUACUAACACGGUUUCAACUGAUGUAAUAAAGUUGUGAAAUCUUUUGUAAACUGCUGUGGUAACUUUCAACAUGCACAUGUCAUGUUCUUGAUUUGCAGCGAGAUUAAUACUUGCUAACACUCCUCAGUAAAAUUUCGUGUUUACUGGAUCAACACUUUCCCUCGAAAACGAACUCUAUUAAUCUUUUUCUUUUCAACUUGGCUAUGCAUUCUAAUACAACACAAUUCUUUUCAACCAAUAUUUUGACUCCAUCAAUGGAGUGAAAGCUUUUUAAGCACUGUAAUCACUACCCUAACUGAAAUAUAACAUUUCUGUCGUCCUAAUUGAUUUGAUUUUCAAAAUUAGUUUAUUUUACCACCAUUACGCGGAACAAAUUGAAAUCUAGAUAGUGACGUCAAACAAUUGUUGUAUACACGUACAUCAGGUCUUUUAAGAUGGAUAUCCGGAUUAACAGAGUACAUUUUGUCGUCAGCAUACAAUGCAAAUCACUCCAGCGAACACUCAAGACUUUACUUAAGCAUUAUCUCAUUAUUAGCAGACGGCAAAACUGAUGACCCACUGAUGCGCGGAGACAAAACUGACAGCGGUACACGAAAUGAUCUCGUGCUUGGUAACCAGGUUGCUAGGUGAACGUGCUUUGUAAACUUUUGUAAACUUUCAAUUUCUCUUUCUCGGUUAAGCCGUUAGACGGGAUUAGUUUCUAAACAAACCGUUGUGUAGCAUUAGUCAGUAACUAGAGUAAUUAAGUAACCUCUCAAAGUUCGUUAAUUAACUUUUAUGCACAUAUUUCAAUCGAUCGCGUCUUUUUUUUUUCGUUUUCACAAGUUUGAAUUCUUACCAUGCAAAAUUUUUCUAGGCGAAUUGAUUUAGUGAAUGAGUUCUCUCUUUUGGAAUACAUCAUUGACGAUCAUCCGAUGACGUUUUUGGUCAAAAUAAUAUGGCUGACGCAGAAAAAUGGAAAGUUGACGAGUUUUAGGACUGAAGGCCCCUCUACGAAACAAAAUGGCGACAUGGUUCGGGAGAUGCGUGUUUUGGGGUCAUUUUUACGACGAUAUGAGUUUCAUAUAUCCCUGCACCAUAGAAAUCACCAUCAACUCCUAGCGUAUUUCAGAUUCUUUACUAACACUCACCGUUACUUUCACAAAUUAUAUCAUAGACCUACUUGACACAUGUAGGUUAGGAUUCAUCAUCUCUCUACCCUACCUUCGAUCCCUUCCCCUGCUUCCCAUUCCAACAAAAGCCCUCUGCCAUGCCUCCAGUUGAAUUUCAUGAGUAAAAAAAGUGAACGGUUUCUUUUGCUUGUAUCAGAUCCACAUCAACAAAUGUAAUCAAAUGGAAGAUCACGAGGCUUACGAAGAAAACCAGGAGUCAUUGUGAAGUCACGGACCAUAAAAAAUUUUUUUUUUCUUGCGGCUUUUAUUAACUCGUUUGUGAACAAAACGUCUGUUAAAGACCCUCGUGGGAGACGCUGUUGUUUUAAUGUGGUUUCAUAGCAAUAGCUGAAGUCAUUUGUUGAUUAAAGUUCCUUUUGCGUUGUUAUUUUCA